ACAUAUAGUACAUCCUAAAUGUUCUUGACUUUGCUGCAGCACUGAUUUAAAGUUUGUUUUUAAUUAGGCUAAGCGGUCACACGUCUUCACUGAUAAACAAUUCGCAGGGCAGAGUUCACCAAACUCUAGCUGUAUCUCUUCAGUACUGAUCACUGCAGAACCAAAUGGCCUCCAGCUUACCCUUUCUGGAUGUCAAUCUUCACCUCUGUGUGAACUAAUGGGUGGAGUUAUGUUUAGCGAUAGGGUAAGGGGUAAGGGUAGGGUGUGAUUAAGUGUCUAUCUCCACCCAUUACCUCCAGCGAGGGGGAGCUAGAGCUCCAGCUCCUCCCAUUUGGCUCUGCUUGCGUUUCUCGUAUCUAAAAGUAAGUCCUUGUUACGAGGUGUUGUGUGAUCGCCCAUUAAGAAAUCCAGGUUCGUUGUUAAAAUGACGCUGUUUAUGAACGCUUGUGCUUUUGUAGUAAAAGUCCUCACUUUGCCCCUGUAUGUUGCAGAGUGGUUUGGACUUCUGUCUUUAUACAAACGCGUCUUUCCUCGGUUCGUAUAUAAUUUCACAUUAGUGUACAAUGAAAUGAUGAAGGACCAAAAAAAGGAGCUAUUUCGCAACCUGGAGAAAUUUUACCUCCCGAAAGGCUCUCUGCGCAUCUUGGAAGUGGGCUGCGGAACCGGGGCGAACUUCGAGCACUACCCGACGGGCUGCAAGAUCACAUGCACUGACCCCAACCCGCAUUUCCAAAAGUACCUGGACACAACUAUGGCGAAGAACGACCACCUCGUUUAUGACAGCUUCAUAGUGGCUUCCGGGGAGAAUCUAAAGGUGGUGGAGGACAACUCAGUGGAUGUAGUGGUGUGCACACUGGUUCUGUGCUCAGUCCAAGAUAUGUCGAAGGUUCUGCAAGAAGCAAAGAGAGUUCUAAGGCCUGGAGGAGCACUAUUCUUCAUUGAACAUGUGGUGUCUGACCCUUCAACCUGGAGUUACUUUUUCCAACAUGUUAUUCAGCCUUUCUGGUAUUAUAUGAACGAUGGCUGUGAUGCAACUCGUACUACUUGGAAGGACCUUGAGGCAGCUGGCUUCUCUGACCUUCAGCUACGUCACAUCCAAGCUCCUAUAUUUUUUAUGAUCAAACCACACAUUAUAGGUUAUGCAGUCAAAUAACAAAUGUGAAUUUAGCAAAAAUUCAUAGUACAUUUCACUAUGGAGUUUUAUAUGUUUGUAUGAAAUAACCACUUGUAUUCAACCAUAAAAUACAAAGUUUUUGUUUCAUGUAAAAAGACAAUCUAAAGAAGACUGCACUGAGUAUUUUAUAUGACUCUUAUCUUUUUACAUGACUGUCUUGGCUGAAAAGCAAGCCAGCGUUUUUGAGUUUAUGCUUAAUGCAUCAAAGAGUCAUACUGCCAUCUAGUGAUUAGGAGAAAUGUGUGUCACGCAAUGUAGCACUUUUAAAAGAAAUUAAACUUUAUACUUUUGCCUUUA
Molecule: messenger RNA, 1471 nt
Organism: Labeo rohita (rohu)
Lineage: Eukaryota; Metazoa; Chordata; Actinopteri; Cypriniformes; Cyprinidae
Product: putative methyltransferase-like protein 7A
Exons: 3
Coding region: 425-1153 (242 amino acids)
Molecular function (GO): S-adenosylmethionine-dependent methyltransferase activity
Source: RefSeq, a predicted model, not a curated record